AAAUGUGAUGAAGUGUUGGCCACACCCCUCUCCCACACGGCUUUCACCAGCUCCUCUGUGUACUCCGGUGGAUAUGGGGCUGGAUACGCAAAGCUCAACAGGAGAGGAGGUAUUAAAUAAAACCUUCAGAAUAAAAGCUUAAUAUCUCAAUCUCAAUAUAUCAUCUCAAAUAUUUUAAGCUGCAGUCUCAUUCACUUCACUCACAUAUUUUCUGCCACAUAGGAGCAGAGGAUACUAACGGUUAUGGAGCUGGUUUGAUAGUCUCUCUCAUCUCCAGGUGCUGGAGGCUGGUCUCCAGUGGAUGCUGACCGUUACCAGUGGCUGCAGGUGGACCUGGGCACCAGGAAGCAAGUCACCUUUAUCGCCACACAGGGCCGGUACAGCAGCUCUGAUUGGACAACCCAGUACAGACUCCUGUACAGUGAUACAGGAAGGAACUGGAGACCAUAUCUGCAAGAUGGCAACAUAUGGGUGAGUGUGUUAGUUGUCAUUCGUGUAUCAAUAAGGUCUGUGGUCAACAGAUCUUAUACAUUUUGUUCUAUGAGAUCAUCUUCAUCAGCUAACGUCACUUUUUGUGAAUCCUUAAGCAUUUAUGUGAUAAAAAAAAGCACAUAAAGCACAUAAAAGGUUCCAUAAUUCAUAAAGGUCAUGUUAACUGACUAAUAUUACCUCAUAGAACAAAACGUAUAAUACAGUUGGGGAAAAAAGUAUUUAGUCAGCUACCAAUUGUGCAAGUUCUCCCACUUAAAAAUAUGAGAAAGGCCUGUAAUUUUCAUCAUAGGUACACGUCAACUAUGACAGACAAAUUGAGGAAAGAAAUCCAGAAAAUCACAUUGUAGGAUUUUUAAUGAAUUUAUUUGCAAAUUAUGGUGGAAAAUAAGUAUUUGGUCACCUACAAACAAGCAAGAUUUCUGGCUCUCAAAGACCUGUAACUUCUUCUUUAAGAGGCUCCUCUGUCCUCCACUCGUUACCUGUAUUAAUGGCACCUGUUUGAACUUGUUAUCAGUAUAAAAAGACACCUGUCCACAACCUCAAACAGUCACACUCCAAACUCCACUAUGGCCAAGACCAAAGAGCUGUCAAAGGACACCAGAAACAAAAUUGUAGACCUGCACCAGGCUGGGAAGACUGAAUCUGCAAUAGGUAAGCAGCUUGGUUUGAAGAAAUCAACUGUGGGAGCAAUUAUUAGGAAAUGGAAGACAUACAAGACCACUGAUAAUCUCCCUCGAUCUGGGGCUCCACGCAAGAUCUCACCCCGUGGGGUCAAAAUGAUCACAAGAACGGUGAGCAAAAAUCCCAGAACCACACGGGUGGACCUAGUGAAUGACCUGCAGAGAGCUGGGACCAAAGUAACAAAGCCUACCAUCAGUAACACACUACGCCGCCAGAGACUCAAAUCCUGCAGUGCCAGACGUGUCCCCCUGCUUAAGCCAGUACAUGUCCAGGCCCGUCUGAAGUUUGCUAGAGUGCAUUUGGAUGAUCCAGAAGAGGAUUGGGAGAAUGUCAUUUGGUCAGAUGAAACCAAAAUAUAACUUUUUGGUAAAAACUCAACUCGUCGUGUUUGGAGGACAAAGAAUGCUGAGUUGCAUCCAAAGAACACCAUACCUACUGUGAAGCAUGGGGGUGGAAACAUCAUGCUUUGGGGCUGUUUUUCUGCAAAGGGACCAGGACGACUGAUCCGUGUAAAGGAAAGAAUGAAUGGGGCCAUGUAUCGUGAGAUUUUGAGUGAAAACCUCCUUCCAUCAGCAAGGGCAUUGAAGAUGAAACGUGGCUGGGUCUUUCAGCAUGACAAUGAUCCCAAACACACCGCCCGGGCAACGAAGGAGUGGCUUCGUAAGAAGCAUUUCAAGGUCCUGGAGUGGCCUAGCCAGUCUCCAGAUCUCAACCCCAUAGAAAAUCUUUGGAGGGAGUUGAAAGUCCGUGUUGCCCAGCGACAGCCCCAAAACAUCACUGCUCUAGAGGAGAUCUGCAUGGAGGAAUGGGCCAAAAUACCAGCAACAGUGUGUGAAAACCUUGUGAAGACUUACAGAAAACGUUUGACCUGUGUCAUUGCCAACAAAGGGUAUAUAACAAAGUAUUGAGAAACUUUUGUUAUUGACCAAAUACUUAUUUUCCACCAUAAUUUGCAAAUAAAUUCAUUAAAAAUCCUACAAUGUGAUAUUCUGGAUUUUUUUUCUCAUUUUGUCUGGCCUAGUUGACGUGUACCUAUGAUAAAAAUUACAGGCCUCUCUCAUCUUUUUAAGUGGGAGAACUUGCACAAUUGGUGGCUGACUAAAUACUUUUUUCCCCCACUGUAUCUCCUAAGCCUGUGUUCACCUCAGACCUUAUUUUUGGUGUUUAUCCCAAACCCCCAUUCUUUCCCCAUAGGAAUGACUGAACGAACCAGAAGUAACUCAUUUCUGGUUUUUAGGACUACAAACUGGCGAGCUCUAUUGCGUUUUGGUUGUGCACCAUCUAAAAUGCUCCCCAUUAACAAUAAUUGGCUUCAAAAUGUGGAACCUAAAGGUUGUGUUUCCCAGGCAUUUUCAGGCAACUCCAACAGCGAGAGUGUGGUCCGCCAUGAUCUGCAGCAUGCAAUCAUAACACGCUACGUCCGCUUCAUCCCACUGGAGUGGAGCGAAGAGGGGAGGAUCGGCCUGAGAGUGGAAGUCUAUGGCUGUUCUUACUGUGAGUGUACAGCACAGUACAUCCAUGCACAUCUCACGCUACUGUACAAGAGAUAGUAUAUGCGAACAUCCUUUAAUAGGAGAACAUAAAAAGGAAUCUCUUAAUUCAAGACAUCCUUUAUUGCGUGCAGUUUGGAUCAUUUCUGCAUGAAGAAAAUAAAGGAAUAAUCAGGUGUUGGCCAAUAUGGGCUUAAUUAAUAUGUAAGACUGAAGGUUUUAAUUAUCUUGGUAUCAUAUAUCAUAUUUGUCAGAGGAGCGUAUUAAUAUGCUCAGUAAUGUAGAUUAAUUUAGUUGAAAUAAUUACAUGACUGAUCUUUGUGCCAACAGCGACAUUCACACAGCUACAGGUUUUUGAUAGAGUAGGAGAUAGAGAACAGCUGUUUACCUUGGCUGGUUUCUGUUGUUACCUUGUACUACAGAAAAACAAGCUUUACUGAUCAAUUUCUUCCUUCAAAGCUUUCACCUGCCACACCACCCUUUGCUGUGUCCAUCCUAUGCUGUAUUACACACUGUAGAAACUGAUAGAUAGGAAAAACUGACUGGGAGAAACUUGUUUGCCCUAGUCAUUGAACAGUCUAGUUCCCUCUGGCCAAUUGUCCUUACUGCAAAUACUCCAUCCAUGCCCCUAAGAUUGAACAGCAAAUAGAUGUAACCGACUGUCAGUGUUCUGAUCCCCCUGACCGGUUAAAUCAUGGUAAAGAGAUGAAAUCACUUUUGAAAGGAGAAAUUGCCGCAGGGUGAUAUCACAAUGCCAUGCUGCUGUCUAGACACGUAGGCUGGCACAUCUCAACAGACAGAAAAGUAUUUGCAGUAGGCUUGCAGAUACGGUAUAUAAGUAGGCUUAUAUACAGUAUACCGUAGUAUUUCAAUACCGUAAAUACUGUUGAAACUGUUUCUUUUAAGUAUUUAAAAAAAAUACAUUUGAAUAUUUGUAGCUAUCUUUAAAGAAAAUUGCGUUCUUCAUUUCACCUGUCACAUAAUUUUUCAUUAUGAAGCUUACCGGUAGUCCCCACUCACGUUGUGUUUGUUUGCUAAUUGCUAACUAGCGUGCGCCGAACAACUGUGUGUCAGCGUAACUCGGGAAUUGUAGCGGAAGUGUAGUUUAGUCAGAUGGAGGCACCCAUAGCUGAAUGGAUAUGUGCAAAACUGCUACAGUAAGUUUAUCUUUUUUAUUUGAAGGAUUCUUUCUCACUGAUGAAAGAUAAGGCCAUAUGUUUCAAAAGCCGUAUAGCAGCGAUGAUUAUUGACAUUUCUAAACUUUAAAACAGCAUCGGGAUUGUAGUUCACAUGAGCCAGUCGUGGGCGGAGCUAAUUGCUGAAUAUUUUAGGAAGAAGGCAGAAUGCCGCCUAGAGCUUUCGAGAGAAAUCAAGCUUCACUUGGUAAUAGCAGAGAAUCCCCUCCUGAAUCAAGAGCCUUGCUGUCUAAUAUUUGUUUUGUGCGUGCUGCAAACUUUGAGUAGCAUUUUUGAGUUACUUGUAUAGCUUUAUGAGCUGGGAUGUCUGUCCUUCAAAUACUUUAGGUCAGAGACUGUAUAAAAUGUUCGCAAUGCACUUGUUAGCAUUUAGAUAGCAUUCUCUAUGAUAUCUUAUAUGUACUUGUUAGCAUUGCUAAUCUUUGGAUUACAGAGGCACAGUGGGGUUUGAAAAUAGCGCCCCUUGUUUGUGUUCAGUGCCGGUAUUACCGGAUAUCCUGGUAUGGCACAAGGUCGGUAUGAAGGUAUGACAUUCUGGAUACUGCCCAAGCUUACUUUGCAGCCAGGGUUAUAUGUAUUAGAGACUAAGCCAUUUCUCCCGCAGUUGUUCUGUUCCUCCAAUUAUAAAAAGAGAAAUCCGUAUAAGCUGCCUCACCUUUUUGACAUUGCUUAUGAUUGCAGUAGGUGAUCUCUAAAGGACUAUAGGUUUUUCUCAUUAACGCUCAUAUUACCUUUUAUGUCAAAAGCCUUGACACAGGACAGUAGAGGUAAUUGAGGGGAUAUUAAGCUCUGUAACCUUUAUCACCGUUCGGUGACCUCAGGGGAAGAUGUGAUCAACUUCGAAGGCCAGGGUGUGAUCUCCUACCGCUUCAAGAUGAAGAAGAUGAAGAUCUUGAAGGACAUCAUCUCCCUGAAGUUUAAGACCACGGCCAGUAACGGUGUGCUCCUGCACGGGGAGGGACAGCAGGGAGACUAUAUCAGCCUGGAGCUGAAGAGAUCCAAACUACUGCUCAUGAUCAACCUGGGUAAUGGACCAUUAUCCGAUCCUGUCUAUGGGAUAUCUGUGUGCAUCCCAAAUGGCACCCUAUUCCAUAUUUAGUGCUCUACUUUUGACCAGGGCUCAUAGAGCUCUGGUCAAAAGUAGUGCAAGAUAUAGGGAACAGAGUGCCAUGUGGGACGCACACCUAGUGUACUGUAGUCGGUGAUAAUAUAGCUUCUUAUGGCAACUAAGGGCAGUUGAUGAAACUUGAUACAAUUCCUGCAUAUUUGCUAAUAUGACUGUCCCUUAUGCAUUAAUCAUCUUCUAUUUUUAUUUGAUGGAUUUCAGUAAUGGUUGUUGUCAGAAAGAUAAUUAUUCAUCACAGUAGCCUACACAAAUUAACAUUUGUAACAUUUUAUCUCACUAUGUCAGACUGUUGUUUAUAGGAAAAAUGUCCCCUUAAGCAUUUUCUUGAAUUCAAUCUGUUUAUGUCUUGUAAACUUCAGGCAGCAAUCAGUACGGCUCCAUCCUCGGGCACACCUCCGUGACAAGCGGAAGUUUAUUGGAUGAUGACCAUUGGCACUCCGUAAUUAUUGAGCGUUACCGACGGAAUGUCAACUUUACCCUGGAUCGCCACACACAGCACUUCCGCACCAAUGGUGAAUUUGAUCAUCUUGACCUGGACUAUGAGGUAGGCCACAUUUUUAUUGUGUAUUGUCUUAGUGGUUACUCUCUUUACUUCCCUGCCUAUCAGGGUUGGGUCAAUUCCAUAAAAAUAUCAAUAAAUUCAGGAAGUACACUCAAAUUCUCUUCAAUACUUUUAAAUUAGGAAAAUUUGAAAUUUGAAUUUGAUUUACUUUCUAAAUUGACAGGAAUUUUUAUGACCCCAAUCCUAUAUAGUUUGUAUAUUGUCUUGGUUAAUUUCUCCAUCCCUUCCUAUAAAAUUGUAUUGUAUAUUGUCAUUGGUUCAUUUCUAAAUCCCUCCCUGUAAAGUUGUAUUGUAUAUUGUCAUUGGUUCAUUUCUAUAUCCCUCCCUAUGAAGUUGUAUUGUAUAUUAUCCUGGUUCAUUUCUAUAUCCCUCCCUAUAAAGUUGUAUUGUAUAUUAUCCUGGUUCUUUUCCUCACAUUCCUCCCUAUUUCUACGAGGAGAGGGGAUAUGAGAGAAUAUUUAAUUAGAUCCUUUGGCUCCUGUGAGUCAGGUUACUCAGAGGUCUGUGUGAAGAUGUUAGUUCACAGAUGCCAAAUCGGAGCAAGCGCUCUCUGUACUGCGGCUCCCCUGUGUUUACAGAGCUCAGCUUUUAGAUUUGUCUGUGUAAUUAUCAGUGUGCGAUACCGAAGGAAAUUACUUUGGCUCCGCAAGGAAAGCGAACAAAAAAAAACACAACACCAUACAUACAUUCAUUAUAAAGCGGAGAUUAAUGCAAUCAGGCACAAGCGAAAACCAAUAUACUCUCUGAAGGGAUGUAUGCUACUGUAUUGAUUUGAUUCAAGGCGACAAAUUCCUCUGAGAUGUGGCUCUUCAAAUAAUACUUGACCCCUUUUCCUCUUCUCCUUCUGUGUCCUCUAGAUCAGUUUUGGAGGCAUGCCCUUCUCUGCCAAGCCCAGCACAGGAGGCAGGGAGAACUUUGUUGGCUGCAUGGAGGGCAUCACCUACAACGGAGAUAACAUUACCAACCUGGUUAAGAGGAAGAAAAUUGAUACUUCAAGUUUUGUAAGAACCUUUAUAAUAAUAAUAAUAUGCCAUUUAGCAGACGCUUUUAUCCAAAGCGACUUACAGUCAUGCGUGCAUACAUUUUUGUGUAUGGGUGGUCCCGGGGAUCGAACCCACUACCUUGGCGUUACAAGCGCCGUGCUCUACCAGCUGAGCUACAGAGGACCACACUCUCUGUCAUGUUUUGUAAAUCUGAGUAGCAUCUUUGCUAGGUGGUUUGUGAUUCACUGGUACAGUGCCUUGCAAAAGUAUUCAUACCCCUUGGCGUUUUUCCUAUUUUGUAGCAUUACAACCUGGAAUUUAAAUGGAAUUUUUAUUUGGAUUUCAUGUAAUGGACAGACACAAAAUAGUCCAAAUUGGUGAAGUGAAAUGAAAAUAAUUACUUGUUUCAAAAAAUUAUAGAAAAAUAAAUAAUGGAAAAGUGGUGCGUGCAUAUGUAUUCACCCCCUUUGCUAUGAAGCCCCUAAAUAAGAUCUGGUGCAACCAAUUACCUUCAGAAGUCACAUAAUUAGUUAAAUAAAGUCCACCUGUGUGCAAUCUAAGUGUCACAUGAUCUGUCACAUGAUCUCAGUAUAUAUACACCUGUUCUGAAAGGCCCCAGAGUCUGCAACACCACUAAGCAAGGGGCACCACCAAGCAAGCGGCACCAUGAAGACCAAGGAGCUCUCCAAACAGGUCAGGGACAAAGUUGUGGAGAAGUACAGAUCAGGGUUGGGUUAUAAAAAAAUAUCAGAAACUUUGAACAUCCCACGGAGCACCAUUAAAUCCAUUAUAAAAAAAUGGAAGGAAUAUGGCACCACAACAAACCUGCCAAGAGAGGGCCGCCCACCAAAACUCACGGACCAGGCAAGGAGGGCAUUAAUGGGGCGGCGCACAAUUGGCCCAGUGUCGUCCAGGGUAGGGGAGGGAAUGGCCGGCAGGGAUGUAGCUCAGUUGGUAGAGCAUGGCGUUUGCAACGCCAGGGUUGUGGGUUUGAUUCCCACGGGGGGGCAGUAUGAAAAAUAAAAAAAUAAUGUAUGCACUCACUAACUGUAAGUCGCUCUGGAUAAGAGCGUCUGCUAAAUGACUAAAAUGUAAAUGUAAUUAAUCAGAGAGGCAACAAAGAGACCAAAGAUAACCCUGAAGGAGCAGCAAAGCUCCACAGCGGAGAUUGGAGUAUCUGUCCAUAGGACCACUUUAAGCCAUACACUCCACAGAGCUGGGCUUUACAGAAGAGUGGCCAGAAAAAAGCAACAACUUUUGGUGUUUGCCAAAAGGCAUGUGGGAGACUCCCCAAACAUAUGGAAGAAGGUACUCUGGUCAGAUGAGACUAAAAUUGAGCUUUUUGGCCAUCAAUGAAAAUGCUAUGUCUGGCGCAAACCCAACACCUCUCAUCACUCCGAGAACAACAUCCCCACAGUGAAGCAUGGUGGUGGCAGCAUCAUGCUGUGGGGAUGUUUUUCAUUGGCAGGGACUGGGAAACUGGUCAGAAUUGAAGGAAUUAUGGAUGACGCUAAAUACAGGGAAAUUCUUGAGGGAAACCCGUUUCAGUCUUCCAGAGAUUUGAGACUGGGACGGAGGUUCACCUUCCAGCAGGACAACAACCCUAAGCAUACUGCUAAAGCAACACUCAAGUGGUUUAAGGGGAAAUAUUUAAAUGUCUUGAAAUGGCCUAGUCGAAGCCAAGACCUCAAUCCAAUUGAGAAUCUGUGGUAUGACUUAAAGAUUGCUGUACACCAGCGGAACCCAUCCAACUUGAAGGAGCUGGAGCAGUUUUGCCUUGAAGAAUGGGCAAAAAUCCCAGUGGCUAGAUGUGCUAAGAGACUUGCAGCUGUAAUUGCUGCAAAAGGUGGCUUUACAAAGUAUUGACUUUGGGGGGGGGGGGGGGUGAAUAUUUAUGCACGCUCAAGUUUUCAGUUUUUCUUUUCUUAUUUCUUGUUUGUUUCACAAGAAAAAAUAUUUUGCAUCUUCAAAGUGAUAGGCAUGUUGUGUAAAUCAAAUGAUACAAACCCCCCAAAAAUCUAUUUUAAUUCCAGGUUGUAAGGCAACAAAAUAGGAAAAAUGCUAAGGGGGGUGAAUAUUUUCGCAAGCCACUGUAUACCUUGAAAACAUAAAUGGCAGGAACAGCCAUGUAUUUGUGAUUACUUACUUGGAAAGGCCAGUGAUGCAACACCUCACUUCAAUAUAAUGAUCCUUUUUCACUGAGGCACUACAAUAAAACAGAAUUUAGUACACUCAUUGUAGCAUAAAUCAGAAGAGAAGAAACUCUUAAAUGAUUUCAUAUUGAGAUAAAAAGAAAUAUAUAUAUAUAUAUAUUCCAACAUGCAUUUAAAUGUAUUUGUAAGAAAUAUAUUUUUAAAUUAAAAUGUAUGACAAACAUGGAAAAUUGGCCAAAUCAUAUAGUAACAAAAUGGUGACUGUCUUAACAAUAAAACUUUAGUGGGCUUUUUAAUAUCACAUGUACUUACUGUAUGUCAGUUUCAGUAAGACUGCAAAACUAGCAGGAUGCAAUCUUAACCAAAUUAACUGGCAUGACAAUCUGUCUCAUGGGUGGCCAAAAAGCACUAAGACAAAGCCACGCCCGCAACAAGGGCCGCCGCUACGAUAUAUUUUGUGAAAAUGCAUUUUUAUUGUACUUGACACAUAUCAAAAACAUACCAAAAGCACUAACAUGCAUUUAAAUGUGUUUCAAUGACUACAAAAAUGACUAUAAACAUGAUACAUUUUCGGUCAUGUGGUGACUCCAUGUCUUUCAUGUGCAUAUGACAAAUAAACAAACAAACUUGACGAGAGCAUUGCAACCAGUGUCCAACAGGCAGAACUUAAAGUGUACUGGGUCGUUCCACGAAAUGAAUGCCUUUUGUGUCCCUUUGAUAUGUUAAGUCUAAAUUAUGCUCCAAUAUAGAAUUUUAAAAGCCUGUUAUAUGAAAUGAAGUGCCCUUUAAUAUAGACCACAUUGAGCAUUCAAUCAGAUUUUUUAUAUUAAUAAAGACUUGCCGAAAUGCCAAACCUCAGCAUUUUGACAUGUCCUUUCGUGCACCCUCUGUGACUUCCAGGAACAUUUUAACCCACUAACCCCCCAAAAUACUAAUAGUUUUCCCCAUCAUUGUAAAGUCCUUGUUAUUUUGUUGCUUUGACAAAGUUAUUUCUGAAGAUUAUUAUUUAUUUACAUUUACAUUUUAGUCAUUUAGCAGACGCUCUUAUCAAGAGCUACAGUGGGGGAAAAAAGUAUUUAGUCAGCCACCAAUUGUGCAAGUUCUCCCACUUAAAAAGAUGAGAGAGGCCUGUAAUUUUCAUCAUAGGUACACGUCAACUAUGACAGACAAAUUGAGAUUUUUUUUCUCCAGAAAAUCACAUUGUAGGAUUUUUUAUGAAUUUAUUUACAAAUUAUGGUGGAAAAUAAGUAUUUGGUCAAUAACAAAAGUUUCUCAAUACUUUGUUAUAUACCCUUUGUUGGCAAUGACACAGGUCAAACGUUUUCUGUAAGUCUUCACAAGGUUUUCACACACUGUUGCUGGAAUUUUGGCCCAUUCCUCCAUGCAGAUCUCCUCUAGAGCAGUGAUGUUUUGAGGCUGUCGCUGGGCAACACGGACUUUCAACUCCCUCCAAAGAUUUUCUAUGGGGUUGAGAUCUGGAGACUGGCUAGGACCUUGAAAUGCUUCUUACGAAGCCACUCCUUCGUUGCCCGGGCGGUGUGUUUGGGAUCAUUGUCAUGCUGAAAGACCCAGCCACGUUUCAUCUUCAAUGCCCUUGCUGAUGGAAGGAGAUUUUCACUCAAAAUCUCACAAUACAUGUCCCCAUUCAUUCUUUCCUUUACACGGAUCAGUCGUCCUGGUCCCUUUGCAGUAAAACAGCCCCAAAGCAUGAUGUUUCCACCCCCAUGCUUCACAGUAGGUAUGGUGUUCUUUGGAUGCAACUCAGCAUUCUUUGUCCUCCAAACACGACGAGUUGAGUUUUUACCAAAAAGUUAUAUUUUGGUUUCAUCUGACCAUAUGACAUUCUCCCAAUCCUCUUCUGGAUCAUCCAAAUGCACUCUAGCAAACUUCAGACGGGCCUGGACAUGUACUGGCUUAAGCAGGGGGACACGUCUGGCGCUGCAGGAUUUGAGUCCCUGGCGGCGUAGUGUGUUACUGAUGGUAGGCUUUGUUACUUUGGUCCCAGCUCUCUGCAGGUCAUUCACUAGGUCCCCCCGUGUGGUUCUGGGAUUUUUGCUCACCGUUCUUGUGAUCAUUUUGACCCCACGGGGUGAGAUCUUGCGUGGAGCCCCAGAUCGAGGGAGAUUAUCAGUAGUCUUGUAUGUCUUCCAUUUCCUAAUAAUUGCUCCCACAGUUGAUUUCUUCAAACCAAGCUGCUUACCUAUUGCAGAUGCAGUCUUCCCAGCCUGGUGCAGGUCUACAAUGUUGUUUCUGGUGUCCUUUGACAGCUCUUUGGUCUUGGCCAUAGUGGAGUUUGGAGUGUGACUGUUUGAGGUUGUGGACAGGUGUCUUUUAUACUGAUAACAAGUUCAAACAGGUGCCAUUAAUACAGGUAACGAGUGGAGGACAGAGGAGCCUCUUAAAGAAGAAGUUACAGGUCUGUGAGAGCCAGAAAUCUUGCCUGUUUGUAGGUGACCAAAUACUUAUUUUCCACCAUAAUUUGCAAAUAAAUUCAUAAAAAAUCCUACAAUGUGAUUUUCUGGGAAAAAAAUCGCAAUUUGUAUGUCAUAGUUGACGUGUACCUAUGAUGAAAAUUACAGGCCUCUCUCAUCUUUUUAAGUGGGAGAACUUGCAUAAUUGGUGGCUGACUAAAUACUUUUUUUCCCCACUGUACUUACAGUUAGUGAGUGCAUAAAUGUUUUCAUACUGGCCCCCCCGUGGGAAUCAAACCCACAACCCUGGCGUUGCAAACGCCAUGCUCUACCAACUGAGCUACACAGGGCCCUAUUUCAUGUGAUUAGUGAUUCCUUUAUGUCUAUCUCUCAUUUUAAGGUCAACCCUGUUACUCGAACUGAACUCUUUAAUAUGGUGAAACUAUUCCUUUUCAAAAGUGAUUUUCAAAAUAAACAUUGAACAUCUAAUAGUCAAAUGAUAGUGUAAAAGCAGGUGAGCUGGUUUUACUCUUUUUGGCCAUUUUCUGGUGUUUUGUGGUGAAAAACUGAACGGGUCGAGCAUAACACGUCAACCCAUAGAUAGACAGGCUAGACAUUUUUUAACAAUUACAUUUUGGGGGUAAAUCUUGCAUUCAAUUGCCCCUCCCUGUUGCAUACAAGAAGCUUCCAUUCCCCCUGUCACAAGGGAAUUCAUGGCUGAUUUAACUAGUAAUUACCAGUUGGAGGGCCGUUCAAGUGGACUUUUCCCAGAAGUCGUAAAUUCCCACUUCCCACUUGGUUACGAACGCACAUCCAAUGUAGAGCCGUAUAAUACCACUCAAUGGAAGCACAAGGUCUAGACCUACACUUUUACAUAUUGUGUAUAGAGAUUGUUUAAAUCAAUAAAAUAUAAAAUACUAAAGUAUUAUUAAAAACGGGGGGGGGGGGGGGGGGGGGGGUUUACCUCUUGAGAUGGGAAAGCAUGUUUUUUAUUAAGUUGAACAUGUGCUCUUUAUGACAGAAUGAUAGAAUUAGGUGAAAUCCACAUUUUUGUUUAAAUCACUGCCUAAAUUGGUGGCCAAAAAAAGUAUCUACAUUGAUCAAUACAUAAAGACUAAUUUAAGAAGCCGAAUUAGGAACCACUUUGGCCACCCUGUAGACUAGCUGUCAUAGCCAUGCAUUUCUGGAAUAUUGUCAGACAUGCAUAUGAGCAAAGAUGCAAAUGUAUGUACAUGCAUCUCUUGAAUACAUUUUAAAGCAUUACAUUCAUUUUAGCAAAGAUGCAAAUGUAUCUACAUAUAUUUAUUAUGUGACGUUAAAUAUAUUGAAAUGUAUUUUCUUUUCAUAUGGGAUAUGUUGAAUAAAAAAGUAUUCCAUGCAACAGGAUUGAACUCACUAAAUGUGAAGUAUUCAACGCUUAGCACAGGACAAUUACUGCUCAGUUGUCAAUGGUAUGGGAUGUUGUGUCAGCCAUUACUUUGCUGAAGUAUGGAUCCAACCAUUAUUAUUGAUUUCACUUCUUAUGUGCCUCUUAGCCUUGUUUUCUUUCCUGUGAGCAAAUGGGUUUACUAAACUGUGGGAUAUUCACAAAGUUCCUUGGUGUUGGAUUGCAUGCUUUGCUUUCAGCACAAGUAGAGGGAGAAAGGUCAGCUUUGAUUACAAGAGAAGCCAAAAUUGUUUUUUGUCAAGUGCUGCUGUAUGAUGAUGUGUUUUUCUGUGUCGGACUCUGAAAUAAUGCAGGUGCUUGCAUUUUCACAUGCAUUAAACCGCAAAAUGUACAUUUAAAAAGCACCUUAGGUUUUCUGAUGUGUCUCUAAUGCAAAAUAUAUGCUAACUAUGGUACGGUUGUGCCAAUGUCUUGAGCUUAAAUCAACAGGGAAAAGCUGCCCUAACUUAUAGACCUGUGUGCUAUCUAAAAAACACCUUCUAUUUUUUAUGUAUCUCUCAAAUGCAAACUAUAUGCUAGCUUUGUUUAUACGGUUGUAUGAAUAAACUUUUUUUUUUAGCUAAAAUGAAGCAGGAAAAGCUGUCCUAACUUGUAGACCCAUUUGCUAUUAUACUUUCUAUCCCCCUUACAGAGGAACCUGACGUUCUCCUGCAGCGAGACACACUCCUUCCCCUUGUUCUUCAACGCCACCAGCUUCCUGCGUCUUCCGGGGCUGCCGGACAGUGACACCCUGUCGGUCAGCCUGUCCUUCCGAACGUGGAACCCCAGCGGUCUGCUCCUCUACACGGCCCUGGCCGACGGUGUGGUGGAGGUGGGCCUCACCCAGGGA
Messenger RNA from Coregonus sp. 'balchen', 13370 nucleotides. NCBI's taxonomy places the organism in Eukaryota, Metazoa, Chordata, Actinopteri, Salmoniformes, Salmonidae. The record is from the annotation of a GenBank genome assembly.